UUUUCAUUCUCAACACAUAAAAAAUAACAAAAAAAAAAAUUUUUUUUUUUUUUUACUUUUGCUCCAAAAAAUGAAGAAAUCAAGUAUUUUUGUAGCUUCCAUAACUGCAGCUUCUUCUGCUGUUGCUAUUUCUUCUUCAAAUUCUUCAUCCAAAGUUCGAAUUUCUCAUCAUCAGGAUGAAAGUUCAAUGAAGAAGAAGAAGAAUGAAGAAAAUUCAUUGAAGAAAAAUGGAGAAUCAAAAUCUUCUUCAGACAAAUUUGCACCAAAAUUUGAUGGAUUGAGAUUUAUUGAGACUUUGGUUACAGCUCACAGAUAAGCUAACAAGAGGGGAAAAAAGGAAUUUUUUGACAGAUUUAUUAGUGAAAAUAUUAUCUGAGGAAAAAAUGGAAUAUAUGAAGGUGAAUUGUAUGAUAUUAAUUUUGUUUAUGGGUUUUAUUUUUGCUUAAUUGGUGUUUAAUUAGGCAAUUUGAUGACUGUUUUUUUUUUAAUUUUAGUUUAUGAGUACUAUGAAUGAAUGAAGAGAUUGAAGGAACAAAGAGGGAUUUUGCUUUACUUAUUUGUUGUAUGAAAUUGAUUGGUGGGAUUAUAAUUUUUUUUUCCAUUUAUCAGAAAAAUAUUUGAUUUGA
Messenger RNA from Solanum pennellii, 626 nucleotides. RefSeq lists its product as uncharacterized. Lineage: Eukaryota; Viridiplantae; Streptophyta; Magnoliopsida; Solanales; Solanaceae. Bases 71 to 316 code for a protein of 81 amino acids. The record is from RefSeq and is a predicted model, not a curated record. The transcript is spliced from 2 exons.